Aedes albopictus (Asian tiger mosquito) is the source of this 695-nucleotide messenger RNA. RefSeq lists its product as uncharacterized. The transcript has 2 exons. The record is from RefSeq and is a predicted model, not a curated record. The coding region runs from base 77 to 649 and encodes 190 amino acids. Lineage: Eukaryota; Metazoa; Arthropoda; Insecta; Diptera; Culicidae.
UAGCAAGAAAGUUGUGUACAUUGACACAAGAAACAAAAGAUGUUCCGCUUGCAAUCGCAACACGUCCAACAACAGCAUGACCGAGCACAAAUGUUUCAAGAACUAUACAGGACCAUCUGGAGGAAUGGAGAGUCACGUCGUGAUUGAAGGAUUCCAGAAACUUUUGGAGAAAGGAGUGAAGUUUACGACCGUUAUCACUGAUGGCGACUCGACCACGGUAUCGAAGUUGAAAAACAGCUCUUCCUACGGACACGAAAUCAAGCAUCAAUUAUGCUGCAAUCACACCAUGAAAAAUGUUGGAAAAAAGCUUCGUGAGAUAAAGUGCCCUAAGCAGUUUUCCGACCAAGUAUCGAACCGUAUUCAGCGCAUUACGAAAGGUGCAAGGAGUGCCAUUAAGCAUUGUGCUGAGACCGGGUCGACUGACAUCGAAGGGCUACGGAAUGACAUAAGGAAUGUACCGUAUCACGUGUUUGGUGCACAUAAUGAUUGCAGGGAUUAUUUUUGCAAAUACAAUGAAGACCCCAGUGAUACCCCCAGCAUCAUAACGGACUUACAAAAAUGCGGCGUUUGGGACAAGAUAUUGGUUAUCAUGGAAAAAUUAGCGUCUAAGGCAGAGUUCCUGUGCGAGAACAAAACAAGUAACUUGUAGGUAUCAAUGUGUAAAUUGUACUGUAUGUUUGAAUCCAUAAGACCUU